Molecule: messenger RNA, 907 nt
Organism: Juglans microcarpa x Juglans regia
Lineage: Eukaryota; Viridiplantae; Streptophyta; Magnoliopsida; Fagales; Juglandaceae
Product: coiled-coil domain-containing protein 12
Exons: 5
Coding region: 218-664 (148 amino acids)
Cellular component (GO): U2-type spliceosomal complex; post-mRNA release spliceosomal complex
Source: RefSeq, a predicted model, not a curated record
AAAGCAUUGUUAAUGUAAAUUUGAAAAAUAGAUAGCAUUGAUACUGCUCAACUCCAAGUUUGCUUGCUUUUGACUAAAUUUGUGGAAGAAAAUAUAUAUCGAAAGUGAACCAGCGAAGAGAUAAUCUACAAACUAUUUGUCUGAGUUCUUUGUGCAGUGCAAACUUUCUCGUCUCCGCUCUAUUAUUGUCAUCUCUUUUUCUUCUUCCAGGUAAGUGAUGGCUGCAGAAGAGGACUCCAUUGAACAAGCUGCAGCAGUUCGCCGAGAUAGGCUGAGAGCGCUUAAAACUGCUCAGGAACUGCUAAACACUCCAGACAAGGACUCUGCUCAAGCUGCUGAGAAUGGAACUAGCGAAGAAGAUAAUCUCAAUAUGAAAUUUCGGAACUAUGUUCCUCAUGAUAAGCAGCUUCAGGACGGAAAGCUUGCUCCACCAGUGCUACCAAAGUUCGAAGACCCUGUUGCGGCUGCUCCUCCACCAUCAGAAAAGGAGGACCCAUUUGUGAAUAUUGCUCCAAAGAAACCAAAUUGGGACCUUAGGAGGGAUGUGCAGAAGAAACUGGAUAAGCUCGAAAGACGCACCCAGAAGGCAUUGUAUGAUUUAAUGGAGGAAGAAGAAAAACAGAAGCAAUUGGCUGAAGAUGGUGGUAAUGAUGCACAAGACUAGAAAUAGAAGUUAUGUACCUGAAGCUCAGUUGGAAAACUCUGGCACAAGUAAUCCUGAAGAACUGCGUUGAGUUUAUGUAAAAGCAGAUUAAAGUUACGAAUUUUUUGAAUUGUGAAGAACCAGGUUGAUUUUAUGUAAUAGUCAAGACGCUGUUAGUCACAGAGCCUUUGGGGGUCCUAAUUCGAUCCAAAUUGGCUGAGUCUUAAAUACUCCCCGACAAUGAAAGGCAUUUUCCUAAAGAAA